UCAGGAUUGACAGUAAAAACACCUAUGAAAGAUGGCUUUAAUUGAUUUUCUCAUGCUGUUUCCCACAACAUGGACAGAUACACAGAUGUUGCUCCUGUUUUUUAUUGUCUUUCUUCUGGUUUUUGGCCAAGUGAAGAACAGAAGGCCCAAGAAUUUCCCUCCAGGUCCCACACCUUUACCCUUUCUCGGCAAUUUCUUCAGUCUGGACCAUAAUCAGCUCCACAUUCAGUUGACCAAGCUGUCCGAUAAGUAUGGUAACAUCUACAGCUUGCAGCUGGGUGGAAUACAUUUUGUAGUGGUGAAUUCCUAUACAAUGGUAAAGGAAGCGCUUGUUGAUCAAGCAGAGACCUUCUCUGACCGUCCACCCAACGCCGUCUUCCAGAAAAUCAACAAGUGUCAAGGUAUAGCCUUUAAUAAUGGCUACAGCUGGAAGCAGCACAGACGUUUUACUCUCAGCACUCUCAGGAACUUUGGUUUGGGAAAAAGGAGCCUGGAGUCCAGCAUCUCAGAGGAGUUCAACUUUCUGCGCCAGGCCAUCGUCAACAUGAACGGGGAACCUUUUGAUCCUCAUUAUGUUAUCAACAACGCUGUCUCAAACAUCAUCUGUUCUUUGGUGUUUGGCAGAAGGUUUGAGUAUACAGACCGGAGGUUCCUGAGCAUGCUCAAUCUGAUUUCAAAAUCCCUUAAACUGGAAGGAUCACAGUGGGCACAACUCUACAACUCAUUCCCUCGCUUUAUGGACCUUGUCCCCGGACCCCAUAAAGAAAUGUUCUCAUAUUUUCAAGAACUGCAUGUUUUUCUGAGAGGAGAGAUUGAAAAGCAUCUUGCAGAAUGGGACCCCUUGUCACCCAGGGAUUUUAUAGACUGCUACUUUAGUGAGAUUGAGAAGAGGAAAGAUGAUCAGGAGGCAGGAUUUCAUUCUGAGGGUUUGUGCCACACUGUUCUGGACCUGUUCAUGGCAGGGACUGAAACCACCUCAACCACUCUACUGUGGGGCUUCAUAUAUAUGAUGAAGUACCCUGAAGUCCAAGAAAAGGUGCAGGCAGAGAUAGACAGAGUGAUUGGACACUCACGCCAACCCAGCAUGGCAGACAGGCCCAACAUGCCCUAUACUGAUGCGGUCAUUCAUGAGAUCCAGAGGAUGGGCAACAUUGUGCCUCUGAAUGUUCCAAGGAUAACCAAUAAACACACAACACUAGGGGGAUAUUACAUACCAAAAGGUACGAUUGUCAUACCUAACCUGACCGCAGUGCUGUUUGAUGAGACCCAGUGGAAGUCUCCUCAUUCAUUUGACCCUCAGAACUUUCUCAACACUCAGGGAGAGUUUGUUAAACCUGACGCUUUCCUUCCCUUCUCAGCUGGGAAAAGAGUUUGCCCUGGUGAAUCACUUGCUCGCAUGGAGUUGUUUAUUUUCUUCACUUCUCUCCUGCAAGCUUUCACUCUCACCUCUCCAGAGGGAACCAAACCUACUUUGGAGUUUGAAUUUGGUGUGACACUCUGUCCAAAGCCUUUUAGAAUCAAUGCUAGUCCCCGGAUACAGCCACUUUCUGAAAAGGACUAAAGACCCGCCGAUUCAGUGAGUCAAAAAAAGGGAAGGGUCUCUUAAAAUAGUUCCAUUAUAUAUGUUUCAUUUCAUCCUUGUAUGUCAGUGUCUGUUGAUGGUGGAAUAUGUUUACCUUUUAUUGAAUCUUCUCAUUUCACUCAAGUAAAAUAGACUGUUAAUUUAA
Molecule: messenger RNA, 1727 nt
Organism: Pygocentrus nattereri (red-bellied piranha)
Lineage: Eukaryota; Metazoa; Chordata; Actinopteri; Characiformes; Serrasalmidae
Product: cytochrome P450 2J2-like
Exons: 9
Coding region: 32-1561 (509 amino acids)
Biological process (GO): xenobiotic metabolic process
Cellular component (GO): intracellular membrane-bounded organelle; cytoplasm
Molecular function (GO): oxidoreductase activity, acting on paired donors, with incorporation or reduction of molecular oxygen, reduced flavin or flavoprotein as one donor, and incorporation of one atom of oxygen; heme binding; iron ion binding
Source: RefSeq, a predicted model, not a curated record